GAGAAGCUGCUGGGGGAGAAAAAAGGCCGUUUUCACAUGGAAGGAGCCGAGCAGGGAGGCAGGUGUGAGCCAGGGCCUGGCAGCCCAGGCACAUCGAGCUGCAGCGGGAUGGCCUCACUGGAGAGGAGGCAGCGGCGGAGGAGGCAGCGGUGGGUGGGGCAGCACACAGAGGGCCGGGGCAGAGAUGCUCAGGAAAUGAUGGAUUCUGUUAAAAGCUUGGACUGUGUAGAAAGGCUGGCACAUAAAUACAUGCAGAAGUGCAUGGUGGAGUCAAGCACAGAGUCAGAGUCUGAAUCCAGUGUGGAGGUCUCGCACAACGCGCUUGCUGAAGGACUCAGGAAGGCAAGAGACUCCAAGGGACUGCAAUUCUUAGAUCCUUAUGAUGGUGAUUCAGAAGACACAUCCAUUCACUCUGACUGUAGCUUGACUUCUCUAAACAGUACAGAAGCUGCAUCUUGGGUGAGCAGUGCCCCAAAAGCAAUGGCUUUGGAUGCUGAUCCUUCAGGGGAUGGAGAAUCCUUCCCUCAACCUCUGGACUGGCUCUGCUCAGAAACGAAAAUCAGUGAUGUUCACAGCCAGAGAGUAAACGAUGGUAAAUCACCCCUUGGACUUCCUAGCCAGGAGAAGGAUUUCCUGAGAAGCCAGUUGCAAUCCUCUGAGCUGACGAGAGACACAGAAGCAUUUCCUUCCACGUGGCUGAUGCCUGACCCUUCUUUAUUGGUGGGUGUUAAUCCUUCAGUCCCUGCCCAUCUCCUUGCAACUGCAGGUGACAGUUCGCCACAAACCAUGCUAGCAGAUGACCGUGAUGGUACCACUUCCAAACAAUCACUUGUUAAAAGAAAACAAGGGAUCACCAUUGCAGAGAGUGCUGGUGAAAAACUACGAAGAAAGAAAAUCCGUGCUAUCUAAUCUAAGGUAUGAAUAAGUAGUUGGACGAAGUGUUUAUUAUAAAAGUGAACCUGGUAGGUUCCUUUUGCAGACGGCACCUAAACAAGCUUCAAAUGAACUAGCUGAAGCCUGAUGCAAAGAGAGCUACACUGUGUGCUGCAGGCACUGAGAUCCAUCUGGAAAGGUGGAACCAACUAAACAAGCUUGUGUGGCAAUUUAAAUGAAAACUAGCUGAGCUAUGUCCAGACUCAGCUGAGAUCAAUGCCUGUGUGCUACUUCAGUGUCUGGGCACCAGAUUCCUGUGUGCUGUGUCUGGAGACAUUUGUUCAGCUUUGGGGUAAUUGCAAGUAAGUACAAGGGUAGGUUGAGGAGGGAAGGAAGAAUGACUGAACUGCGAUUGGUUUUAGAUAGCUAUUGCUCUUUGUCUCAUCUGCUGUAUGACAGGAGGGAAGUAGCUGAAUGGUGAAUGAGCCUCCAGGUUUGACUACAAACACUGAAUUGCACUGAGCUGAACUGUGUGUAACUAAAAACAAUCUAGUUAUUUUUUUCCUUUCAUCACAGAGAAGUUGACUUAUGCUGUUAAUGUACUUGUCCCUACCUGUUUGAACAUUGUUUCAGGUAUAUACUGUAUAUGUUCUCAGUAUGUCUGCCAGUUUAGAACUUAAAAUGCAAAUCUGAAUCCAUUAACUGGAAUUAAUCUUCCUUGGUGAGAACCAUGACUUAUGCUGCUGCAGAAGUGCUGUACACAGAUGGGAAGUCACUCAGCAAGAACUCUCUGAUCUCCAUCCUUGAUGAUAACCUGUAUUUUCUUUUCCCCCUAAAUGGACUAUAUCCACAGAAGUAUAAUUGUCUGAAAUAUGUUGGCACUAACUAGCUGUGAAAGCAUUCAUUCUGCAUGACUGGCACAGAAUAAUAUACAGAUUUUCUUAAAAAUACUAAUAAAGGUGGAAAACCACUCAAAAUACUAUUAAGCUUCUAGCUUGUACCAUUCCACUAAUCUCUGCAUAAUAACUUCACUGAAA
This is a messenger RNA of Numida meleagris (helmeted guineafowl), 1910 nucleotides long. RefSeq lists its product as uncharacterized. The transcript is spliced from 6 exons. The record is from RefSeq and is a predicted model, not a curated record. Bases 37 to 909 code for a protein of 290 amino acids. NCBI's taxonomy places the organism in Eukaryota, Metazoa, Chordata, Aves, Galliformes, Numididae.